Messenger RNA from Oncorhynchus gorbuscha (pink salmon), 588 nucleotides. RefSeq names its product extensin-like. The record is from RefSeq and is a predicted model, not a curated record. NCBI's taxonomy places the organism in Eukaryota, Metazoa, Chordata, Actinopteri, Salmoniformes, Salmonidae. The coding region runs from base 35 to 544 and encodes 169 amino acids. The transcript has 4 exons.
CCUGACACAAAGCCUGCCCAUUCAGACCCCACUGAUGGGACCGCCUGAGGUGUCAAUCUCUCCUGACCCCGCCCCUGAACCACACCGGGCGGAGCCACGGCACUUGGCCAAUCACAACGAGCCACCGCCGCCAGGUGAGAUGGAGGCGGGGCCUUACAUGGUGUCAGAGCCACCAAUCAGAUCAGCCGACAGCGGACCUCAGGGAUACCACAUGCCUAUGAUUGGUCACCCUCCACCCAUAAGGCCCUCCCACCCAUCAGGUCCACCUCCACAGCCCUCCCAUUCCCACAGAGGAGGACCCAGACCACCUUGGGACAGACCCUACAGACCUCUUUCUGACCACACACCCCCCCCACGCCACCCCCUUCCUUCCGCCCCAGGCCCAGCCCCUCACCUCUACCCGGGCCCUAACCUCUACCACCCUCCCCCAACCCCCACUCCAUCCCGCCCCAGUCCUACCCCCUCCCUAUUCCACCGGACCCCCUCCCCUGUUAACUACCCCCUCAGCCCCUCUACCCACACGGCCAGAUGCCUCCGGGGUUAAUGCCCCCUGGGUUCCCCCUCCCAACACCCAGCCCCACUCGCUGG